AUGAGUAGGAGAUUUUGGCGACAUCGCGACGGAGGGCCGGCCGAAACCGCCGGUUCUGCAGUUGGGGAACGCGUCGGACUCCUCAGCAGAUUUCGCAGCAGAAAGUCGGAGAAAUUAUUGCGACCUCCUUCGGCAGACGUUUCCUCAGCCGCUUCCUCUCCCCGCUCAAGUCAUUUGAUUCCAGAUGGCCACUCUGGGGACGCCACACGCACCCCCAGCCGCAGUAUUGAACGGUCACUCUGGGAUCGCGCUUACACGGAGCUCGCAAAACAGUGCCCGGAAUUAGUGGAGAAGUACGAAAAUCUGCUGGUGACGGAAUCUUCGUCUAUAGGCUCAAUUCCAGAUGAAUCACUCCACGCGAAAAUUGCGGCGCGCGGCGCGGCGCCCGAAGUUGUUGUGCACUUUGACCGUACCCGAUUCUACGCAAUAGCUGAAGAAGGGUUGGCACAAAUGGAAGACAAAAGAACAAAGUUUCGUGUUGGCAGUCUCGAAGUCGUUCCCAAGGAACACAUAACUCAUGCCGCCGAGCUACUGCUGUGGGCCCAAGACUGGAUCGGUGGCGCUCUCAAGGCCUCCCCGGAAGCCUCGAUGGCUUGGGCAGGCAUCUGCCUCGUUCUUCCCUUGCUCACAAACCCAACCACAGCCGAUGAGGCGAACCGCGAUGGUUUCGGAUAUGUCAUGGCACGUAUGCGAUACUAUACCGCCCUUGAAUCACUGGUCGAAGAUCUUGGUCGGAGCUCCAAUACAACUGAUGCCUUGACGCAGGCCUACGAGUCUAUCGUGUUACUCUAUCAAGGCAUCCUCGAUUUCCAAUUUCGAAGUGUCCUGCGAUUCUACAGGAACCGAUUCAAGCGCUAUGCUGGAGAUAUGUUUCUUUCGGAUGAUUGGAGUAAGAAAAGAGAGGGGAUUGAAAAGCUUGAGGCAAUCGUGAAUGAGAACUUGCGCCAAAUCAAUGAAUUGGUGGCAAGGCAGCACUUGGGGUCUCUAAACCAGACAAGCACUGCGUCUUUGGAAACUUUGCAAGGACUCCUAUCUCUUUCCAAGCAGCAGCUGGAAGUCACAGAGCAACACCGUGCUCUCGCGCAAGAGCAGCUUUCGCUCCAACAAGAUGGCGUCAAGCGGCACCAAUCAGACAAGGAAGAAAAGUGUCAUCAGCUCUUUCGUCUCACAUCUAGCAAAAAGGAUGCAACGUACGAAUGGUACAAAGAUCGUGUUGAAAACCAUGUCGAAGGUACGUGUCAGUGGCUCCUUACGCAUGACAAUUUCCAAGGAUGGAUGGCACAAGAGUCUGGGAUGCUCUUGGUCUCAGCAGAUCCUGGCUGCGGAAAGUCUGUGUUGGCUAAACAUUUGAUCGAUGUCACCUUGCAACCGGCAACCAUUUGCUACUUCUUCUUCAAGGAUCAAGACCAGAACACCGUACGCCAAGCACUUUGUGCCCUGUUGCACCAGCUCUUCUCCCAAAAACCUUUCUUGAUCAAACAUGCCAUGAACGAGUACUCCAAGAAUGGACAAGGACUGGUCAACAUCACGGCAUCUUUAUGGAACAUAUUCGACAGCGCCGUCCAGGAUUCUCAGGCUGGAGCUAUCGUCGUUUUUUUGGACGCCUUGGAUGAAUGUGCUGAAAGUGAAUUCGAGGACCUAGUUCGACAUCUGAAGCCAAGAUACCUUGAGGAUCGUUCAAGCAGUCACAAGUUGAAGUUUCUUCUAACAAGCCGCCCGUACAACCAAAUUGUAUCCGAGUUUAGGGAUCUAGUCGACAACAUUCCCCGUAUUCAUAUACCCGGAGAAGAGCAUUCGGAUGCCAUAAGCCAAGAGGUCAAUCUCGUGAUUGAGAAUCGAGCCAAGUCGUUGGGGUUGUCGUCCGACCUCACUACCCAUCUGACUGGGAAAUUACUGGAGAUUCCGCACCGUACAUAUCUCUGGGUACACCUCGUUUUUGAUGACCUGGAGAAAGAUGGCUUCAAAAAGACCCCCAAGGGUGUGGAGCUCGCCAUCGCAAAGCUUCCGAAGAGCGUCAAUGAGGCAUACAACCAAAUUCUUGAGAAGUCAAAGGAUCCCUCCACGGCUAAAGCAGCCUUGGCUAUCAUCUUAGCGGCACAGCGCCCGCUGACACUUUCGGAAAUGAAUGUCGCUGUGAAUAUGCAAAGCAACCAUCGGAAGUUCUCUGACCUUGAUUUAGAGGCCGACGCGGACUUUAAAUCAACUUUGAGAUCUUUGUGUGGAUUGUUUGUGUCAAUUCAUCAUGGAAAGGUGUAUUUUCUUCAUCAAACCGCUAGAGAAUUCCUCCUAGCCGACCCAUUGUCCACAGAAGCCCAAUCAACGUUGAAUUGGCAUGGGUCCAUUAACAUGCGCCAGGCACAUACAGUCCUCGCAGGGAAAUCCAUACAUUACCUAGCGCUCUUCAAUACCUCUAAUUACGACCCUGAUAUCGAGAAUAGAACAUUCUUGGACUACUCUGCCGGGAAUUGGGGGGUUCACUUCCGCGAAGCCACAAUUGCCGACAGUAACCCUCUGGUCUCUAUCGCUCUUGCAAUUGGUGACCCAGAUUCAGUUAGCUAUUCUCUCUGGUUCGAGAGAUAUUGGUCCACGAAAGGUCCGAACUAUAAAGCCCCUUCAAAUUUCUCGAACAUUUUCUUAUCAACUUUCUUUGGCCACGUGGCCACUUUGAAAAUGUUGAUAGUGACUGGGAAAAUCGAGAUCGAUUCGAGAGAUCAGCUUUACCAUCGGACGCCAUUGUCUUACGCCGCUGAAAGAGGCCACGACGCUGUUGUUAAAUUGCUGCUAGCAACAGGGAAAGUCGAUAUCAACUCGAAAGAUAGAUACGGUAAAACACCGUUGUUUCGCGCCACCCAAGAGGGCCAUAAGGCUAUUGUUGAACUGCUUCUGGCAACUGAAAAGGUUGAGGUUAACUCGAGAGACAAAAACGGUAUAACGCCUUUAUCGUGGGCUGCUAGGUACGGCGAAGAAGCUGUCGUCAAAUUGCUGCUGGCAACUGAAAAGGUUAAAGUUAACUCGAGAGAUAAUGACGGUAUAACGCCUUUAUCGUGGGCUGUUAGGAACCGCAACGAAGCUGUCGUCAAAUUGCUGCUAGCAAUUGAAAAGGUUGACGUUAACUCGAGAGAUAAUGACGGUAUAACGCCUUUAUCGUGGGCUGCUAGGUACGGCGAAGAAGCUGUCGUCAAAUUGCUGCUAGCGUCUGAAAAGGUAGUUGUCGAUACUCCAGAUAAGUAUGGUCGGACGCCGGAAGUUCGGGCUGCGGGGAGCGGCUAUCAGGAUAUCGUCAGAUUGCUGCGUACAGCGUCGAAGCAACAGUGCUCUCCUGUUCGAACAUAG
Molecule: messenger RNA, 3333 nt
Organism: Pestalotiopsis fici W106-1
Lineage: Eukaryota; Fungi; Ascomycota; Sordariomycetes; Amphisphaeriales; Sporocadaceae
Exons: 3
Coding region: 1-3333 (1110 amino acids)
Molecular function (GO): protein binding
Source: RefSeq, a predicted model, not a curated record